AGAGAGAGAGAGAGAGAGAGCGUGGUGGAGUAAAGCUAUGCAAAGACCGUGUCGUGGAGUUAUAUUGCCAUUACGCACGAUUACGCACUGACAGCUACUUUCAGGUGGAGAGCGCUCAGCGGUAAGAAGCGCAAUCUUGGAUUCCUCACAUAUACAGGAGGAAGAACACAGUUUUUUAUCAACAUUCAGCCAAUCUUCAGCAGAAGAGCUUGAUCUUCACAGCAGAGUCCAGCUGCCAUUCAUCCGCACAGGAAUGGUGGAUCACUUGCCGCUUGGUGAGGAGACCUUCCUGUAUUACACCGGCUCCCCGGGGUCUGACUAUAAAUGCCCAUGCUGCCACGCCAAUGGUAGCGUAUCACCGGGUAUCAUGGUAACUGAUGCGUGUAUCUACCACCACCACCACCACCACCACCACCACCACCAUCACCCCUACCAAGGGGUGACACUCUCCUCUUCGCCUCGCCUGUCUGAAGAUGACCUCAGCGACUCCUCCAGCCCUCGUUCCUCCCUCUGCUCCAGCCCCGAGUCCUCGUCACAGACAUCGCAGCACCUUCUCAGCUCAAGCUACGAGAGCAGGAGCAGCAGGAGCAGUGGGAGCAGCUCUUCAGGAGGGGAGAGUCAAGACAGCCUGCUGGACCUCCUUCUCUCACAGGCCUCCCUCACCACCUCGUUAAACUAUAAUGCCAACAGCAGCUCUCUGUCCUCUCCUGCAUCUUCAUCUCUGUCCCUAUCCCCACCUUCCUCUUCCUCCUCGUCUCCCACUGCCCCCCUUUUACCCAUGGGCCUGGCCUGGGAGUCCAAGAGGGAGCAACGGCAGGGUCUCCUCCAGCAGCAGGCCAAAGAGGACUCUUACGAGUUCCCCGUCUUCUUAGACGAGCUGCAGGAUCCUGCAGCGCUCCUCUUUCAGCCCACCCUGGAGGAGAUUGAGGAGUUCCUGGAGGAGAACAUGGUGGUGGCGAUGGAGAAAGAAGAGGAGGGGAGUGAUGAAGAGAUGUCACCGAUGCCAGAGGACGUUGAGGCGGAAAGUAAAAGGACAAUAGCGAGAGAAGUCAUAUCCGCGUCGCAGAACUCAGAUCAGACUGUGCCUGUGGCUCAUUCUCCACUGUCCUCCUACACAGAGACCAAACAUACACCAUGUGCCUCUGACAUGGACAGCUCACCAUCAACAGUGGAUGCUUGUUGUAUAGCUGGCACUAGUUCUUCUUUUAGUGGAGUUGAUGGGAUCAAACAGGAGGACUGUGGUUCACCAUCAGCCUCAACAGAUGGUCCCAAUGCUGCCUCCAGUGUGCCUGUCAUCUUACAAAUCCAGCCCAUACAGAUCAAACAAGAGCCCAGCCCCAGUGCCAUAUCAGAUUCUGUCACCCAGCAAGCCCAACCCCAGAAAACCCAAUCCCAGGCAACACAGGCCCAAUCGGAUAUCAAAAUCGCCCAGCUCCUGGUUAACAUCCAGGGACAAACCUUUGCCUUGGUGCCUCAGCUGCUUUCCCCAGCAAACAUUGCCAACGCAAGCAAAAAUGGAGGCGCUGGUUCGUCCAAAUUUGUCCGUAUUGCGCCGGUACCCAUUGCCGCCAAACCCAUAGGGCUCGGGGAAGGCGGGUUGGGCGGAGGUUCGGCCGCGGGUGUGCUCGCCGGUGGCCAGAGGUACCAGAAGAGUGCUGUAGCAGACCUUAUUAAAAUGCACAAGUGCUCUUUUCCCGGCUGCAACAAGAUGUACACCAAGAGCAGCCACCUUAAAGCUCACCUGAGGAGGCACACGGGGGAGAAGCCCUUCGCCUGCACAUGGCCCGGCUGUGGAUGGAGGUUCUCCCGAUCGGAUGAGCUGUCCCGACACCGGCGCUCCCACUCCGGAGUGAAACCAUACCAGUGCAUCGUCUGCGAGAAGAAGUUUGCCCGCAGUGAUCACCUGUCGAAACACCUCAAAGUCCACCGCUUUCCACGAAGCAGCAGGACAGGACGCUCUGCAAACUGACCCCCCUAACCCCGCUCUGACAGACUGACGUUAAGCAGAGGA
This is a messenger RNA of Scomber japonicus (chub mackerel), 2011 nucleotides long. RefSeq names its product Krueppel-like factor 15. The transcript is spliced from 3 exons. The record is from RefSeq and is a predicted model, not a curated record. NCBI's taxonomy places the organism in Eukaryota, Metazoa, Chordata, Actinopteri, Scombriformes, Scombridae. Gene Ontology annotation, biological process: regulation of transcription by RNA polymerase II. The coding region runs from base 254 to 1969 and encodes 571 amino acids. Gene Ontology annotation, molecular function: RNA polymerase II cis-regulatory region sequence-specific DNA binding; DNA-binding transcription factor activity, RNA polymerase II-specific.